Molecule: messenger RNA, 1002 nt
Organism: Fragaria vesca subsp. vesca
Lineage: Eukaryota; Viridiplantae; Streptophyta; Magnoliopsida; Rosales; Rosaceae
Product: short-chain dehydrogenase TIC 32, chloroplastic-like
Exons: 7
Coding region: 1-1002 (333 amino acids)
Source: RefSeq, a predicted model, not a curated record
AUGAAAGGAACACUAAAGUACUUGGCAGGAAUUGCAGGGCCAAGUGGUUAUGGCUCCAAAUCAACUGCUGAACAAGUUACUCAAGAUUAUUGUUGUUCUUCAUCAGCGCCUUCUCAUCGUUUAACUGCGAUAAUUACUGGAGCAACUUCAGGGAUUGGAGCUGAAACGGCGAGAGUAUUGGCGAAGAGAGGGGUGAGGAUUGUGAUGCCGGCAAGAGACUUGGCGAAAGCGGCGAAAGUGAAGGAGGGAAUCGAAAGGGAGAAUCCAAAGGCUGAGGUUAUAAUAAUGGAGAUUGAUCUCAGCUCCCUUACUUCUGUAGAUAGAUUCUGCUCCCAGUUCUUGGCUCUAAGAUUACCCCUCAAUAUUCUCAUAAACAAUGGAGGAAUAUAUUCCAAAUGUUUGGAGUAUUCGGAGGACAAGAUUGAGAUGACGUUCGCUACAAAUUACUUGGGCCAUCAUUUUUUGACAGAAAAGUUGCUGGAAAAAAUGGUGGAAACGGCAGCUCAGACUGGCAUCCGUGGAAGAAUCAUUAAUGUUUCUUCUGUGAUCCACAGCUGGGUGAAGCGGGAGAGUUUCAGCUUUAAUCAAUUGCUCAACCCAAAGAAUUACAAUGGCACAAAAGCGUAUGCACAAUCCAAAUUGGCCAACAUACUGCACGUCAAGGAACUGGCCAAACAGCUUAAGGCUAGAAAUGCAAGAGUAACCAUCAAUGCAGUACACCCCGGAAUCGUGAAGACCGGAAUUAUUAGAGCUCACAAGGGCUUUAUCACAGAUUCUGUGUUCUUCAUAGCAUCCAAGUUACUAAAAACAACAUCUCAGGGUGCUUCGACUGCGUGCUAUGUUGCUUUAAGCCCGGAAUUAGAAGGCGUAACUGGAAAGUACUUUGCAGACUGUAAUGAGUGCGAGUGCUCAAAUCUAGCAAAUGAUGAAUCUGAAGCAUACAAGUUAUGGAAGCAAACUCGUAUUCUAAUUCAUAGACGACUAUGUCAACCGCCGUCUUAA